Molecule: messenger RNA, 819 nt
Organism: Leptidea sinapis
Lineage: Eukaryota; Metazoa; Arthropoda; Insecta; Lepidoptera; Pieridae
Exons: 1
Coding region: 1-819 (272 amino acids)
Source: RefSeq, a predicted model, not a curated record
AUGCCACCCGCGGAAGUCUACGCGAUCACAGUGUCCUCGAGAAUCCCAGAUUUUUGGAUGGAUCAGCCGAGAGUUUGGUUUUACAGAGUGGAAGCAAUUUUGGCUCCACUAAAAUUAAGCGAUGAGAAUAAAUUCGAUCUCGUUAUAUCAAAACUACCUAAAGAAGUUAUUGUGCAGAUAACAGAUUUUUUAGAAAAACCGCCGGACACCGAAAAAUUCAUUAAACUCAAAAAUAAAUUAUUAACAUUAUUCGAAGAUUCAAAAUAUAGACAAAUAGAAAAACUAAUAGGAGAGAUGGAAUUGAGUGACCAGAAACCCUCCCAGCUACUCCAUAGAAUGCGUGAUUUGGCAAGAGAUAAAAUACCGGACGACACUCUGCGAGUUUUGUGGCAAGGUCAUCUGCCACCUACGAUUAAGGCCGUACUGGUGGUGGCAGAAACAAAGGACUUAAAUAACCUGGCGAUGAUUGCGGAUAAUGUUGCGGAAGCCACACGUUCCAGUCAAGUGUCGGAAGUGAUACAGAAGAAGACCAGUCAUGAGGACGUCGAGGUAGCCACACUAACUGCGGAAUUGGCAAAAAUAAACGCGCGUCUUUCGAAUAUCGAACGAUCCCGAUCGAGACAUCGGCGACCCUGGUCAUCGUUACGCAGUUUUCGUGACUCUUCAAGGUCGUUGUCAAAGCGACGUCGUCCCGGUGCACCCGACUGGUUGUGCAGCUACCACUUCAGGUACCGACAGCGUGCUCAUAAGUGCAUUCCGCCGUGCGCGUGGAAGGGAAGCCCCAGCCCCAGUGCAGCAGCUACCCAGCCGGAAAACUAG